Messenger RNA from Lactuca sativa (garden lettuce), 938 nucleotides. NCBI's taxonomy places the organism in Eukaryota, Viridiplantae, Streptophyta, Magnoliopsida, Asterales, Asteraceae. The record is from RefSeq and is a predicted model, not a curated record.
UGUUUUGUUAGCUUCGCUUGGGGUAGCUAUCUCUGGGAUUUUACUUAUGUUGACCUUGAGAAUACAUGGAACAAAAUACAUAAUUAUUUAUCACUUUCUGAGCGUCGUCAAACUUUAAAGUACUCCGUCUCAGGAUUUACGGCUCCAAUAAGGAUAUGGAUAUAUGAGAUGAUUCUGGCUGUUCGUGCAUGUGGAUUUGUAUUGAGAAAAAAUAAAGACUUGCCUCGGAUGAAACGAUGGAGUGGAACAAAAAAAUUGAAAUGGGUUGACGUGAACAAGAUUUGGUCAAAGAUACAGGAGGGGCAACCACCAAGACAAAACAUGUUACCGGGUGAUGGUGAGAUGACAUCUUGUUAUUAUAUGUCAUUUCAAGAGUACGUAUAUGGUGAAGGGAAAGCAGUUCCAUCCCCAGUACGGGACCAUUUUAGGAGACAAGACGAAUCUUCGUCUAGUAUGUCGUCCAGUGUCGCUCUCAUGGUAGAGGUCGGGGCAGUGGGAAACACAACCUAGACGAGGUGUUGAAACGGCUACAUGCACUGGAGCAGCAUGUGUUUAUGAACCGACAACCUACAGAGGUUGUGCAAGAUGAAGUGAUGAAUAAAAACAAUACAACUGAAAAUAUUUUUGGUGAUAUUCAAGACGACAAGGUGUUGGAGGAGAGGAAUGACUAUGUGGGGAACAAAUUUGAUGAUGAUGUGUUUGAUGUAAAUGAUUAUAGUGAAGUUAAAGAGGAGUCGGAGGAGAGGAAUGACAAUGCGGGGAACAAAUUUGAUGAUGAUGUACCGGACGAAGACGAAAUAAUAAUAACGGGAAUUAUAGAUUAUUUUGAUGAGUAUGAUGGCAAAGAAGUUACACCCGAUAAACCGAGGACUCGAAAAUCAUCACAAUAUUUGUGUCCUCCUUACACCGAGGUAUUUGUUUUAUUUAUAAACUCAUGA